This is a messenger RNA of Clupea harengus (Atlantic herring), 5721 nucleotides long. It is a transcript of the gene fubp1, whose product is annotated as far upstream element binding protein 1. Lineage: Eukaryota; Metazoa; Chordata; Actinopteri; Clupeiformes; Clupeidae. The record is from RefSeq and is a predicted model, not a curated record. Gene Ontology annotation, molecular function: RNA binding. Gene Ontology annotation, biological process: regulation of DNA-templated transcription.
UCCACCUCCCACAUUGCCGCAGCCGCAGUAGAGAACUUCAUCUACUUCACUCUACACUAGCGGCCAUCUUCUCUCAGCACGAGAAGAAGAGUGGCGCAUCAGACAUGGCAGAUUAUUCCAACGUGGCUCCACCGUCCUCAAACAACGGAGGAGGAAUGAACGACGCCUUUAAGGAUGCACUACAGCGGGCAAGACAAAUUGCUGCUAAAAUAGGGGGCGAUGGCGUUGCCCCUCCUCCUUCGGCAAAUGACUUUGGGUAUGGGGGGCAGAAACGGCCUUUGGAAGACGCUGAUCAACCAGAAGCAAAGAAGGUUGCCCCUAAUGACCCUUUCAAUGCGGUCAUGGGUGGGAUGGGCGGAGGUCCCUCAAGAUCUAUUUCGGAGGAGUUCAAAGUUCCAGACGGCAUGGUUGGAUUUAUCAUCGGAAGAGGAGGAGAGCAGAUAUCCCGGUUGCAGCAGGAGUCAGGAUGUAAAAUACAAAUCGCCCCAGACAGUGGAGGAAUGCCAGAGAGGUCGGUGACAUUAACAGGAGGUCCAGAAUCCAUCCAGGCUGCGAAGAGGUUAUUAACAGAGAUUGUGGAGAAGGGCAGGCCCACACCAUUCCACCAUAAUGAUGGCCCAGGCAUGACUGUGCAGGAGAUUCUCGUCCCUGCCUCUAAAGCUGGCCUUGUUAUCGGCAAGGGUGGAGAAACCAUUAAACAGUUACAGGAACGCGCUGGUGUGAAGAUGGUAAUGAUCCAGGACGGGCCGCAAAACACAGGAGCAGACAAACCUCUCCGGAUUUCAGGAGAACCUUUUAAAGUUCAACAAGCCAAAGAGAUGGUCAUGGAACUGAUUAGAGAUCAAGGUUUCCGGGAGCAACGCGGCGAAUAUGGCUCAAGGAUGGGAGGAGGAGGAGGAGGCGGCGGUGGUGGUGGUGGUGGUGGUGGAGGAGGAGGAGGAGGAGGAGGUGGCGGCCACGGUGGCAAUGGUGGAAAUGGCAAUGGUGGCAAUGGUGACGGUGGUGACAGUCUGGAUGUUCCAGUGCCACGGUUUGCAGUUGGAAUCGUGAUUGGACGGAAUGGUGAAAUGAUUAAGAAAAUCCAAAAUGACACUGGAGUGCGAAUUCAGUUCAAACCAGAUGAUGGCACUACACCCGAGAGGAUAGCCCAGAUCAUGGGGCCGCCUGACCGAGCACAGCAUGCGGCCGAGAUCAUCUCUGACCUACUGAGGAGCGUGCAGGCUGGAGGACCUCCAGGACCUGGGGGCAGGGGCAGAGGUCGUGGCCAGGGCAACUGGAAUAUGGGCCCACCUGGAGGCCUGCAGGAGUUCACCUUCACCGUCCCCACUAUGAAAACUGGCCUCAUCAUCGGGAAAGGGGGUGAGACCAUUAAAGGCAUCAGCCAGCAGUCGGGGGCCAGAAUAGAGCUGCAGAGGAACCCCCCUCCCAAUGCCGACCCCAGCAUCAAGGUUUUCACUGUCCGAGGGACGCACCAACAGAUCGACUACGCCCGACAGCUGGUGGAAGAGAAGAUCGGAGGUCCAGUCAGUCCAAUGGGUGGUCCUCAUGGACCGCCGGGCCCUCACGGAGGACCUGCCCCUCAUGGCCCUCCAGGGCCCCCUGGACCCCCUGCACCAAUGGGACCCUACAACCCCGGGCCCUACAACCAGGGCCCCCCAGGACCUCAUGGUGGUCCUCCUGGCCCCUACCCACCCCAGGGCUGGGGCAAUGGGUACCCAGGGCACUGGCAACAGGGACAGCAAGAUCCCAAUAAAGCAGCAGCGGACGCCAAUGCAGCGGCGUGGGCGGCUUAUUAUGCCCAGUACCAGCAGCAGCCUCAGACACCCAUGACGCCCACCAGCACUGCACCAGGCACAGCACAGACCAACGGGCAAGGUGACCCGCAGGCUCCAGGUCAGAGUGGACAGGCAGAUUACACCAAGGCCUGGGAGGAAUAUUACAAGAAAUCGGGUCAACAAGGCCAGCCUGCACAGGACUACACAAAGGCCUGGGAAGAGUACUACAAAAAACAAGGUCAGGCCGCCCCUCAGGCAGCGGCGGCCACGCCAACGCCUGCCGCCCAGCCCGGAGGCCAGCCGGACUACAGUGCAGCCUGGGCUGAGUACUACCGCCAGCAAGCUGCCUACUAUGGCCAGGCUGGAGCCCAGGGCAUGGGAGCAGCUCCACAGGCCCCGCAGGGCCAGUAAUGUGAAGUGGACAUAAACUAAAUGCUACAUUGUCGAAACAAAUCCUUUGUUAAAUGUUUGGAUGCAGACGUCUUGAUGAUGAUGAUGAAGAUCUUAAAUUUCCUUGGUUUAAAAAAGUGUUUCAAAUAGAUUGCAACAUGGCUCCGGAGUAAAGUAUUUUUCUUUAUUCUUUUUUGUUUUUUUUGCUGUUCUUCUUGUAAAUGAACGGUUUGUUUUUUUUAAGGUAAUAUUAGCAUAUGGUCAUUCCAGCUCCUGUAUAUCUCCAUCUAAUGUGGUUAGAGCUCAUGUUUAUACAAACUGUAGUCAUUUCCAUGUAAAUCAUCUCCGUUUUAAAUAUGAAAUGCUUGUUGUGUUUUGCAAUAAAACAAAAUGAAACCUCCUGUGUUGGUAAGUGGGGUGACCGAAAGGGGGUGGAAACCAUCUAAGCAGUUUGAGAUGUGGGGGGGGGGGGGGUGGAUCAUGUAAGAUAUAACAUGCAGACUGAAAUAUGUUCAAUUCCUUUCUGUCCACAUUUUCUGAGAAAAUAUGCUCUGCCAUUUUCUUGUCUCUCUCCAACUGUCUAUGCGGUUCCUGUUUUUAAAAAUUUGUAAUCCCUAGUUUUAUUUUUAAUGUGUGAAUGCAAUGCAGAGAUCGAUUGUGUGUCUCGUAUCCUUUAUCAGUAAAGUUAGUGGUGUUUCCCUGCAUUUUUAAACUGGCCAUUGCUGAGGUUCUAGGAGCAAACAGAUACUUCUGUUACUGGUGGGUCAGUGAUAGGUAUGGCACACUCUCGGUCCUUGCUCAGUCCUGAAGCCGCUUGCGCGUUGUGCCUGGUGACUCAAGCUAGUUGUGCACUGUAUGUAAUGAGAGAAACUUUUUCUCCCUCACAGGCAAGAUUAGGAAGGUGGUAAGCAAGAGGUAUUUUAACACAAUAUUCUUUUGGAUUUUGUCACAAAGUACUGCAAGCAUUUUAGUUGAAUUUGUUGCUCUCUUACAGGACAGGUACAAUGUUGAUAUUUGAAAGCGAUGACAUGCAAAAGCACUUGUUUUUUUUUGUUCCUUCCCCCUCCGUAUUCAUGCAUCACGUUUUUGUAAUUAUCUGCUGGCCUUUUCUUGAAACUAUUUUGAUACAAAUUAAAACGAAAAAGCUGAAUUUGCAAAAAUCCGAAGUUUUUGUUGUACCAGUUGUCUGUUGGCAUCCAUCCAGUAUAUAGAUUUGUAGGUGUUUAGGGCGGGGAGGUAACGAGGUGCCUCACCACCGACAUGAUCCCUCCACCGUAAGUACAAUACAAUGUGAUUUAAGAGCCAUCACUUGUCUUUGAUAUCUUGCUGAGAAUUAAUAUAGUGUGCUAGACAUGUCUCUUUUAAGUUACAAACAUUUGGUAAGUAUUAUAGAGCCCCAAAUCCCCAAUUUUGUUAAGUUGCUCAUGUUUCUGACCUUUGAAAUGGCCUCUGUCUUUGACAAAUUGGACUGGUUUUUCUUUUUUGCGUAUGUUAUGAACUACUGAAUUUAUGCAAUGACACUUCCAUUCAGCAAUAUUUUCAUUCCGCAUCGUAGCAAUGUAGCUGCUUUUUUGUGAUGACUACAGUAUAUGAAGUUCUUUAGUGUUUCUGAAAUAUCUGCGUGUGUUUCUGCUGAAUUAACUAGUUUGGCAUUCAACACUUUCUUUCCUCUGUAGGAAAGCCCGAAUAGAAUAAGAACUCAAGUCACCAUUGAAGUUUGAGUGAGUCAAGUGAGAACGUAGUGGUUAUUGUUUUCUUUAUUUAAUUAAAAAAAAAAAUAUAUACCCCCAAUGUCAAUACACGAAGCUAAAAAUGUUAAUGUUAAAAAUAUAAUUUAAGGCUUGUCACCUCUGAAAUAUCAGGAUUUAAUGUAGCACGUUGAUGCUAAGCGAUGUCUUGUAGUAGCAACUCAGCAUGCUGAUGUCUUAGGCAUAGAAUUGAAGUGCUUCAGACUAGUGUUCUACAUUUUUCAGACUUGCCCAUUGUUUGUCAGACAUGCCUUUUUUGAACCCUGAACACUGUCAUUCUGAUGGCUGUUGAAUUGACGCCAAUUAUGUGACUGAUUAGUUCAUUGAUGGCAAACAGUGCAUUAUCUAAUUCUUGCAGUGUCAACCCAGACCUUGCACCUUAGGUUCUGCUGCAAUAAUACAGGUAAGCGUAACCUAAGGAAACAAGUGUUUUGACCUGUGCUAUAGACAUUUAUUGCUGUCUGACCUGCCCACAACUUGUGAUUAGCUUAAUUUUUUUUGCCUUAGAAUUGAUUACCACAAUAGGAAAUUAAAACAGUCAAAAUGUUGCUCUGUCUGUUUAAAUUCCAGCCUGGAGAUGGUUACAGUCUUCAUGCACUGUGUUGUAUAUUCUCAGCCUAAAUGAUUUGCAUGGCAUAUACUUUCAUGACUAUUAGUAGCAAAGUAAAUGCUACAUGCCAUUUAUAAAGUGUCGAUAUAUAAUAUUAAAUAUUCGCAACCGUCCAGGAUUUGAAUAAAUGUCCUCACUAAGUUUUAGUAAUCUGAAUUUAGUCUUCAAAUAUCUGUUAUAUUAAGCAGUUGUUUUCUCUUGUUUGGGUGGGGGAUUGGGGAGUCUGUGACCAGGAUGCUUAGAAUGCCUUCUCUUGUUUUAACAUCACUAUACUUAGGCUGCAUGCAGUGGCAAAUGCCUUGGCGGGAGCUAGUCAUACUAAUGCCCUCAGUUGCGAAUUGCGUUAAGUGUGAUGAAAUAUCUAUGCUGCUGUUGCCAUUGGUUUGAAACCUGUGAAUUCAUGCCCUGCUGCAGUGCUAAUAUCUUGUCAAAAAUUGCUGCCUCCAUUCUCACUCACAGUGUGGAAGAUGCUGCAGGCAAUAGAUCGUAGAAUCAGAUCCUGAGCUAGUUUGUCCCUAAGGAGGAAUCCUUUGAGUCUGUCCCUCUGCUGAACGUAGACCAUUCAAGGGCUCCAGUUAUAAGGUAACCAAUAUAAUGAGGAAACCUGUGACUGUUUAAGUUGUCUUUUUGAUGCUGAGUCUAGGGACAUGUCUGAUUACAGUUCUGUUGAAUUCCUAAGAUGUUGCCAUUCUGAAUAUGCCAUUGACCUGUGGUGGUGUUGAAUUAUGCUUGUCUCAUUGCAUUUGCUUAUUGCUUUGCGUAGGGCUUUGAAAGAAUUUGUAUGACUGCUUUAGACUAGUUUUUAAAGACCAGGAACUGUUCUUUGUAGACCCGUGUCAGUCGUCAAGUCUAGGCAGUAAAUUGGAGAAGAGCGAUCACUUUUUUUUCCCCCCUUCCCCUCUUUUGAAAUUUCUCCUCAGCUUGCAAUGAAUACCCAUUUUUGCAUAAACCUUUCUUGUACAUAUAUAUACCAGUAAGCGAGAGGUUUUCACAGCAGAGUAUGUGGGGGGGUGUAGACCAGAUGACACAACCUAAAACUUUUCUAGACGUCUAGAGCAUGCCUUAGAGGUAAACUCACAGAUGGUUUUGUGUGCUGUUCAAGUUUUCGAAUGUUCUCUCGUGGAGUUGGUUUUGUUAGAUUUUUUUGACUGUUCUCCAUUGUUGCCAUGACCAUGAAAUAAAGAUGUGAACUCAAAAA